This is a messenger RNA of Ilex paraguariensis (yerba mate), 564 nucleotides long. NCBI's taxonomy places the organism in Eukaryota, Viridiplantae, Streptophyta, Magnoliopsida, Aquifoliales, Aquifoliaceae. The record is from the annotation of a GenBank genome assembly.
AUGGCUAUUAUUAGCAACAUGUUUGCAGUUGUCCUCACUGAACCAAACUUUCUCAGGCCCUUCACUAGACAGCCACACAGAACUCCUACACUGUUGCAUGCAAUCACCACAAGCGGUGUCCCCUGUCUUGGUCUUGUAAAAUGCUCAACAGUCAUCACUAAGCCUUGUGAUCAAACCCCCAUUAGGCGAUCAGCAAUCUACCAACCUCCCAUUUGGACAGACGAUUUUGUUCAGUCACUCAAAAGAAGGGUGAAUGAGCUGAAGAGACAUGUGAAAAUGAUGCUUGAGGAAGCAAAGAAGCCACUGGAUCAGUUGGAGUUGGUGGACAACUUGCAAAGACUAGGGGUAUCUUAUCAUUUUGAGGAUCUCAUCAAGAGAGUUUUGGAAAACAUAUACAACAAUAAUGGCAGCGAUGAUAAGUGGUACAAAGAAGAUCUAUAUGCCACAGCACUUCGAUUUAGACUCCUAAGACAGGAUGGUUAUAAUGUUCCUCAAGGGAAUUGCCUUGCCCACUCCAAGAUACUUUCACCUUCUAUUGCUAGGUAUGAGGCUUCAUACAAGUAG